Messenger RNA from Pleuronectes platessa (European plaice), 6264 nucleotides. Its product is annotated as zinc finger protein Eos. The transcript has 8 exons. Gene Ontology annotation, biological process: regulation of transcription by RNA polymerase II. Gene Ontology annotation, molecular function: DNA-binding transcription factor activity; RNA polymerase II cis-regulatory region sequence-specific DNA binding. The coding region runs from base 244 to 1980 and encodes 578 amino acids. The record is from RefSeq and is a predicted model, not a curated record. Lineage: Eukaryota; Metazoa; Chordata; Actinopteri; Pleuronectiformes; Pleuronectidae.
CACUCCGAGGCUCCUGGGAGAACAGGCUAGUUAGCUAGCUAGCUAACCAUUAGCUCGCUAGCCCCAGCACUCCGGGCGACGGUGGCUGCCAUAGCAACGGUUUAGGAAACAUUGGCUGUGGGGGCUAGCUAGCUUGGAUAGCUCAGGCUAACGGUGGUUUGUUAUGCUAGCCUCAAGCAAGCCGUCGUGGGGACACCAGUGUCCAUCUUAAUGUCAACCCCGCAAUAUACUGCUUGAACUAGUAUGGAUGUUGAUGACUGCAAUGGCCGGACUUAUAUAUCAGCAGGUAGUGGAGACUCUUCAAUGGAGAGGGAGUUUUCUGGGGCCCUUGGAGGUCCAACAGUGAGCACCCCAAACAGCAAGGAGACCUCUCCUAGUCGCUCCCUCAGUGUCAACUCCAUUAAAGUGGAAUUGUACAGUGAUGAAGACCCAGGUCGCAGUACUGAAGAUGAAAGAGGGGAGAGGGUGGAAGAAGGAGGGUCAGAGCAGGGAUCUGAGGCGGUCGGAGGCUACAGGGAGCUCACCAAUCCGGAAACCAUACCGUCGGGAGCCACCAGGCUGCCAAAUGGAAAGCUCAAGUGUGACGUCUGUGGAAUGAUCUGCAUUGGGCCGAAUGUUCUCAUGGUGCACAAACGCAGCCAUACAGGUGAGCGACCAUUCCAGUGCAAUCAGUGUGGCGCCUCCUUCACCCAAAAGGGUAACCUACUCCGACACAUCAAGCUGCACUCAGGCGAGAAGCCCUUUAAAUGUCCCUUCUGCAGCUAUGCCUGUCGAAGAAGAGAUGCACUAACUGGCCACCUUCGCACUCAUGCAGUGUCCUCUCCAACCGUAGGGAAGCCGUAUAAGUGCAGUUAUUGUGGCCGUAGUUACAAACAGCAGAGCACCCUAGAGGAACAUCGAGAGCGUUGCCACAGCUACUUACAGAGUCUGGAGUCAAAGCAGCCAUCCAGUGCUCUGAAUCCAGGAGAGGAGAUGAGAGAGCUAGAGUUUAUACAGGACUCUCUUCUGCAACCCUCUGCAGACAAGAUGGCAUUUAUUGAUCGGCUCGCAAACAGCAUCACCAAACGCAAGAGAUCCACACCACAAAAAUUUGUAGGACAGAAGCACAUACGACUCAACCUUGGAGAUGCACCUUAUGAGCUCAGUGCUGGUUUGGAUAAAGAUGGGGAGAUGCACGCAGGAGAGCUUGAAGCUCCGCACUUUACUGGGCUGGGAGGAGAGUACGCCGGCAUUGCAGGUAAUGGAGAAGGAGUUUCAGACACUCUGAGGCCUUUACACCUUCCCACCACUCACCCGUCAUGUCUGCCGGAACUCAGGCCGAUCCACGGCUCCUCUCACGUCCCUGUCGCUCUAGGUCCGAGGCUGGAUUGUACAGGGACGGGAACUGGGCGGGGGGCGGCAGGUGUGGGGGGAAGGGAGGCCGCAGAGGGUCACGAAGACCUGCCUGUCGGUCGAAGUCAUGCGCCCUCGCCUAGCAACGGAUGCCAGGACUCUACAGACACAGAGAGUAUGACCGAUGAGCAGUGCAACAGUACUGCUCCAAUCCCAACCCUGCACAGUAACAAUGGCCAUCAUCUCCUCUACUCGAACAACCACAACCCAGUGCCUCCUCCCAUUGCACACCACAGGAGUCGGGACAGACACAGCCCCAGCCACGCCAAAGAAAGGGAGGUGGAAAGACAGGCUGGAGGCCACUCAGCCCCCCCGCCUCCUGCCCUCGCUCCGACUCCCAGCUCACCUACAGCGCCCUCCUCGACCUCCAGGGAGGCUUUUCGGGUGGUGGACAGCGAAGGGCGGGCUGUGCGCUAUUUCCGUUGCGAGCACUGCCGUGUGCUUUUCCUGGACCAUGUCAUGUUUACUAUCCAUAUGGGCUGCCACGGUUUUCGCCAGCCUUUCGAGUGUAACAUCUGUGGCCACCGCAGUCAGGACCGCUACGAAUUUUCUUCUCACAUCGUCCGCGGAGAACACAUCCUUGAAUGAGGAUGAAGGGUUAACGACUUGCUUCCCCCUAAAGCUAUUUUUACACUGAGACAAGGACCUGGCUGGGUUUGGUCUGCACACACGAUAAAGGCACUGAUGAUGUGAAGACGCACUGGUACAGUAAGUAUGUACCAGCAGGAGAAACUCCACAUGCAUGUUUCUAAAUUACAAUAGUUACCCUUAUCAUUAUCAAUGCAUUUCAAACAUUAUCUAUUGAAAAUGCACUUUAAAUUACUUGUAUUCUAAAGUAGCUAAAGGGCCGAUGCACUUUUCUCACCCACAGAUGUGCCUUGCUCCAAACUUCAAACCUGUUGCACAAAUUCUAGUAGUCAAAUAAGACUUUAUCCAUAACAUGAAAACUUAAUCUUCUUGUGCACUUUAACAGAAAUAUCAUGUAAGAAGAACAAUGUGAAGUUGAUGGGCUCACCUACAGAGGAAUCAGAUUUGAACACCUUGUUCUCAAAGCACUUUCAGUGAAAUGAGUCCCUAGCAAUUGUUAUUUAUCCUGUUUUUUUUUCCUCUUCAAUUUGGAGUAAAUCGUGUAAAAUGAAUCGCUUUUUCAAAUGCAAACUCAAGUGCAGACCAAACUCAAACACCAGGUCCAAGCGAAUGGAUGUGUUUUGAGGAGUUGUCCAUGAUUUAGCAAUGCACUUUUGUUUUUGAUGGGAUUUUGUGUGUGUUUGUGUGUGUGUGUGAGUGACAGUGAGUGACAACAAGGACCCCUGUGUGUUUUUUGGAAGUAAGCUGAACAAGUAAGUGAAUAAUGAAGGCCUUUAUUUGUGUGGAUGCCGACUGGGGCUGUGUAUGAAAUGUUUAGUUUCUUCUUUUCCAUGACUGCUUUCGUUGCACUGAUACCUGCCAGAAUAUUCUGAUCAUAUUAAACUAUUUUGUAGAAUACAUUACCGACCUGCACAUUUCUCUCAAAAUUGAGAAAAACUGAUGGAAGGUUUCUCUCACUAGGAAAGGACUAUCACUGCCACAACUUUAGAGAUUACUCAGAGGUUACAGGAUCUUCACAAGUCCCCCAAGUAUUCCUUGGCAUCACUCCAUCAAACUGCAAACCAACAUUUAUCUUUUUAUUUUUCAUUCAAACAUGAAUUUGUUGUUACUAUCUUAUUAUAUUGUGCCUUUCUUCACCCUGAUCACACCCUGUUGACCAGACUGAAAGACCGGAGCUACCAAAUCUUAUCUGGAAACCGGUUAUUGUGUGAUGAUGAGUUUUAAAAUGAUUUAACUGCUCAAUAGAUUGACUUUCAGACGGUAAAGUAUCUGACUUUUGUCUUUGCACACAAUUAUCCUAUUCAGAUGUGCUUGAUUUUGAUCAGUGCUGGAAAAGAUGAAGAACCACUUCUGCUUUUUUAUCAAAGACUAACUGUACCUGACAUUAGGCUCAUGCUGCUAUGACACAAAUGAGUACACUGUAGCAGUUUACUCCAUCCUCACAGGUUAAAUCCAAAAAUGGUUUAUUUCCUUUGAGCACAAGUCACUCCACAGAGUUACCAAGGCAACAAAUGAUCCUGUCUUGGUAAAAAAAAAAAAAUUCCGAAACGAAAAGAGAACACAGUCGGCCUGUGCUUCUGUUUACAUGUUAAAGUAACAGAGAUUGUUGUUUUAGCCUCAUUUUAUUAAUAUUUCACUUAACUUACUUUAAGCACAAUAAAUUGUACACGUCCAGCAGGCAAUAUUUUAAAGAUUACAGACUAGGAUGCAAAAAUGAAUCCCAGUUAGUGUUGAUAAACAGGACUGUUGUUUUGAUAAUGAGAUUGAUCUCCAAGUGUCCUGAAAUGAUCUCUUAAGAAAGUUUUAGACAGGCUGAAUUUUCCUGUGUUCAUUGAUUUUAAUAAGGUUGAAACUUAUCAAAAUCAUCAGCCGACCUGAGUUCUUAUGUGAUCCAGAAAAUAGGUUAUUGGACUGAAUUUCCUCUAUAAAUUAAUCAGAACUGAUGUUUAGACUUUAUUUAAUGAAAUACAUCUUUUCAGCAUCUAUAAAUGCAAUUUUGCUUUUCAGAAAUCUUUUUCAGCCUAAACGGGAACCACUGAACCUCUAAAGGCUGGAAAUGGUUCUGUCAUGUACUGAGUUGAGUUGUUUGGAUUUUCAUAUUUCUAAGUAGUGGCAAUGUGCAGAAACUCCCAAAUAUAGUUUUUUGAGAACAUUUUUUUUCCUGCAUAGCACCAAAUAACGGUUCCCUCGUGGCUGAGGCAAAGAACCACUGCCUCCACCUGUUAAGCACUUUUCCCUGUUAGAGUGGCGAAAUGCAAAGUAUUAAUUAUGGAGAAGUGACAGAUCUUUUUGGGGGUUUUCGUUGCUCUGUAAGAAAAACAAUGUCGAUUUGUUCAAAUGAUCUUCUCCCUUUUAGCAGAAAAAUAUUAAAUGAUAAUUUGGUGUUUUCCAGUUUUUUUUAAAUGUUACAAGUUGUAAAGUAAAGUUAAAUCGGUUUGACGGAUGUUUACAAUUUUUUUGUUGUAUAUUGCUGUAUGAGAUUGAAGGAGAAAGAGUCACUUGUUGACACAAUGAAUUGUGAUUUUGUGACAGUAUAUCAACACAGGAACCUAAACAGGUGGUUAUAAUGCUUUUCUAAAGUUAGAAUCAAAUUUGAAAUCAGAUUAUCUUGCCUUAAUAUGUGAAUACAGACUGUUUGGUCAUGUGAGGGCCAUGGACGCAUUGUAUCCCAGAAUCCUGAAAUGUUGUUUUCUGUAACCUGACCUGGAUUUAAUGUUAAUGAUCUGUCACCAAAGUUAUCAUUGCAAAUUACUGGUGUAGUUUACAUGAGUGGAAAUGCUUUGAUUGAUUACCUACAUCUUAUACCCUUGUUUUACUAUGUGAAGUCCUCAAGAUUUAUUUGAACGUGAAGGCUCAUUCCUUUGUGUUUUUUUGGACACUGAAGAAGAGUUUAAGAUUAAAAGAUGAAUAUGAGACAAGAGUUCAGAAUUUCAAUUUUUACUUCCUGGUAAUUACAUAUAGAUGAGUUUCCAAUCUUAGGAUAUUGAACCUUUAUCAGUCCGCCCAGUUUAAAUGAGCUAAAGUAACAGUCUAAAUGCAUCAAGCCUGUGACCUGUUCAUAGCAUCAAACUAUGUGGGGUUAGGGGGUUUCCUUUCCCCUUCCUCUGCUUCUAAUGGCUUGCUUUUCUCCCAUGAACAACUGUUAAUGUUGGUUUCACCUUUUUAACCACAGAUGUCUUCACAUGUGAAUCUCAAGACUGAAAGAGUAGACAUACAAUUUUUAAACAAUCAAUAUUAAGAGCAACUCAACUUGUUCAAUCACUUUUGUACACAUGAAAAAAGGGUUGCAGUUGGAAAAACCAGGAAACCAAAGAUGAUACUGAACUUUAAGUCUCAUCUUUUAAUCUUAAAAACAAAGGAUGGGCCUUUCCAUUACUUUGAUGAGGCUGUAUAUUCUGAUUCAGGAAAAAAAACCUCAAAAAUAAAAGGCCCAUGUGCGGUCCUUUGGUUUGUGUAAUUAGUGUGUAGUAGACUUUGGCUGUUGUGCCUUUGGCAUUUUCUGUACUUAAUUUCUUCCUUUACUGUUGAAUUUCGUUUGAAGUAAUUUAUCAAGUUUAUUUUGUCGAUCCAGUGCUGCACAUUACAAAAACACCUGACAAUUAUGGUCAUAUUUAGAACUAUUUUUCACCCCCUGUAGUUUCCCUGAAACCUCCAGUGAUUGACCCAGGCCAGAACAAAGUGUUUUGAUUUUAACAACCAGGCUAAAAGCCAAAGAUGAGAAGCCACCUAUACACCUGAACCAAGAGCCAUGAUUGUGAAUUUUAGAGCUACAAAUGCUGUAGAAUUAUACAUUUGGUCCCUUGUCCAUGACUUGAUAAUUCAUUGUACAAUUUUUUGAAGUCGCAAUUUCAGCACAGUAAAUUCAAAUCCACUUUAUAUAAGUUGUGCGUUUGGACAGUGUUUAGAUAUAUUUGUGUGUGCUACACUGGCCAGUUAUGUGCUUCUGAACCUGAUGCAUGUGGUACCAAUGUUGUUUGCUCCUGAGCCUUCACCAGUCUCCUCUGUUGCAUUCUGAAGGACAACCAAAUAAUCUGCUCCAAUUCAAGACUAUUCUAAAGAAAAUAAACUGCUAGUUUUGUGGUAUUCGUUUUCCCCGUUGCACUAUUUACUCCCCCUGGUUUAGUCUUUAACAUUUCCCUCCUGUAAAUGGUCCGAUAUUGCUUUAAGUAACUGCAGAGCCUUUUCAAUUGUAUCAUAUGUAAUUAUGCAUUUGCAGAAUUUGAUCUUAAACCACUGUAAGUUUUGUACUGUAAGAGUCUAUUCCAAAUAAAAUACUUGACAGGC